Aspergillus aculeatus ATCC 16872 is the source of this 6420-nucleotide messenger RNA. RefSeq lists its product as uncharacterized. Lineage: Eukaryota; Fungi; Ascomycota; Eurotiomycetes; Eurotiales; Aspergillaceae. Gene Ontology annotation, molecular function: catalytic activity; phosphopantetheine binding. The transcript has 2 exons. Gene Ontology annotation, biological process: secondary metabolite biosynthetic process; amino acid activation for nonribosomal peptide biosynthetic process. Gene Ontology annotation, cellular component: cytoplasm. The coding region runs from base 1 to 6420 and encodes 2139 amino acids. The record is from RefSeq and is a predicted model, not a curated record.
AUGGGGGGUAAGCUUUUUCACGUGAGAACCCGACCUUCCACUUUGAUCCAAGCCCAGGCUCGACUGCAUCCAUCGCGGGUGUGCCUCGUCGCGAGUUCCGGAGAGUACGAUUUCGACCGCCUCUGGAGCUCAGUGCAGGCAAGCGCCAGUCAGCUGCUACAACAAAACCUGUCUCUGGGGGCCCGCGUGGCCAUCGUGGCAGAGUCCUCUCCCAUCGCCAUUGUGGCUCUCCUGGCUGUCCUCCACCUCGGUGCUGUGGCGGCCCCCCUCAAUGCCUCGCUGCCAACUGCGCGGAUUCACAGCAUCAUCCGCACCGGCAGGUUCACUCAUCUAAUUAAUCCGUCCUCUCGCUCCUCAGAUUUCGAGCUUCCAGGAGUGAUCAAUCUUGCUUUGGACCUGAGCCAGCCGACGUGCAAGUCCCCGGCAGCUCGGAAUCACUUCCCGGAGGUUGAUCCCCUGGCACCUGCCAUCGUCUUUUUCACAUCCGGCAGCACAGGAGAACCGAAAGGCGUCGUUCACAGCCAUGUAAGUUUGAGUACAAUGGCCGUGAACGUGGCCAAGGUCUUGGAAAUCGACUCCACCGUGCGUAAUUUCCUCUUUCCUUCUUUCGGCUGGGCCGUGAACAUCAUCGAUUCUCUGUCGACCCUGGCGGCAGGGGGGUGUCUUUGCAUUCCCACCGAAGCCGAAAAGUCUCACAGCCUGGAGGAGGCCAUUUCGCUGUUCAGUGCCACCCGAACCACACUGCCUUCGUCCGCCUUACGGAUCAUGAACCCCAGCGCUGUCCCGUCCUUGACUCGCGUCGUGCUCGCCGGCGAACCCAUACACUCAGACGUGGCGUCGAUCUGGUUGCCCCACGUGAAGGUCUAUUGGAACUACGGUUCUUCGGAGACGCUGAUGGUCCUCGCCGGGCUGGUCGGCGAGCAGAGCCCUGGGGCGCUAAACGCCGGUCGUCCGCUGGCCUGUUGUCGGUGCUCGAUCGUAGACGAGGCACGCUUAGAGGUCCCGACAGGCCAUUCAGGCCAGCUCGUUGUCGAAAGCCAUACCAACUUCAUGGGUUACCUGCGAAACGGCGAAAUCGAUGCACCUGACGACCAACCGAUCGGCCAUCCCGUCGUGGUCCAUUCGGGGGACCUUUUCAGUCAGGCGGGGCCAAAUGCGGUUCUGGUGCAUCACGGACGCAUUGAUUCACAAUUGAAGAUUGCGGGCCAGCGCUUUGAGCCGCAGGAGGUGGAGGAGAAGCUGCUGCUGGCGCUAGCUGACGUGAAGGAGCUGGCCGUUACUGUAGCGACCCUGAAGGGCAACUCCGAAGGACCAGUCCUCGUGGUCGUUGUGGUGCUCGAGCGCAAGGGAACGAGUGCGUCCUCGUCUGAGGCCCGACUGCGCUGCGCCUUCGAGUGGCUCGUUCAGACGCUGCCCCGCUACAUGAUACCCAUCGGGGGCUUGGAGGUUGAAAAGCUUCCCCGGCUGCAAAACGGCAAGCUGAAUCGAAAAGGCAUUAUUCACUUAGCAGAGCAGCAAGCAGUCUCCGACCUGAUGGACCUGCGACCUCCGCGUGGGGCGGACUCCCGCGAUCUGGACCCUAUCUUGGUUCGCAGGGUCGCCCAGGUUUGGGCAAGUGUGCUGGCUAUUGAGCUAACAGAGAUCAAGCCCACGUUAAGUUUUUUUAUCCUGGGUGGCAACUCCCUAUCCGCGAUGCGAGCGUGCAAGGAGCUGCGACGCGAGGGUAUACUCCUUGCCAUGUCCGACUUGUUUCUGCAUCCCACCUUGAGUGAGCUAGUAGACUUCAUCAUGAAGCACAACAAAACGAGGUCAUUGACGGAGCCUAGCCACAUAAAACGAAGCACGGAAUUCGAAGGCACGGCCCAAGAUAUUCUCCAAGAACUUCUACUGAGGGCAGCCAGGGACUGUGCCGUCGAUCCAAAGAUGAUUGAGGAUAUCUACCCUUGUACAGCUCUGCAGACAGGACUUAUGGCUCUGAGUGAGAUUCACGCAGGGGCGUAUGUGGCGGAACACGCCUUCCACCUGCCAGUCUCAUGGACUGUGGCAGCCUUCCAAGAGGCCUGGCUCCGAGUACUCGCGGGGACGCCUAUUCUGCGCACCCGCAUCAUUCGAGAUCCCAACGGCAGGUCACACAAUGUCACCCUGCGGCCGUCAGCGGACCCAGGAAUAGCUGUUCCGCAAGGGGCGUUGCCAGUCUUUGUGCCUCCCAUGAGCUGCGGGUCGCCCCUGUUCUGUCACUCUCUGGACACAGACCCAGAGCAUGAGAGGUUGAUCUGGCGCUGGCGAGUACAUCAUGCCAUCUACGACCGCUGGUCCACCCAUCUGAUUCUGGAUUUGAUGCAAAAAAUGUACAGGAAGGAGACUCCGAGCCCUUUGACUCCAUUCUCCCGAUUCGCCCGUGCCGCGGUUGAACAGGAGAGCUCCGAAGCCGCGAUCAGCUUCUGGCGGAACAAAUUCGAGUCAUUCAGUGGGACGGUCUUUCCUCAGCUGACCCUAGAUCAUGCGAAGUCUCGUGCCUCGGAUCAUCUCCCCUUCGAAAUCUCCAUUCCGCCGCGACGAUCCGCGACCACGCAGGCUACGACAAUCCAAGGGGCGUUGGCACUGCUGAUCUCCAAAGUUCAUGGCGAGUCGGAUGUGAUAUUUGGUACCACUAUUCACGGAAGAGCCCUAGCGAGUUGCCCAGACGCAGAGACAGUGGUGGGACCUGCCAUUGCCACGGUUCCUAUGCGCAUCCAAGUGGAGGGAACCACCUCAGUGGCGCAGUUUCUCGACGAAUUGCAAACUCAAGCGGCACUCGUGGGAGUCUAUCAGCAUUAUGGUCUGCAGAACAUCAAGGCACUAGGGCCUGGGCCGGCGGCGGCUGCCUCCUUCACCACUCUCCUGAUUAUCCAGCCCGAGAUGGAUGGAGAUGCCCCGGAUCCGCUCCACAUGAUCCACGAGAUCGAGCUCGGAACCGCAGAUGGCUACGUGGACUACCCUCUGGUUGUCGAGUGCUUUCCACAAGCCCAGAUUCUCAGGGUCAAGCUGUUGUAUGACCCAGUGGUCUUCUCCUCGUGGGAGAUGCAGAUGAUGGCUCAGCAAUUCAGUCACGCCUUUGACGCCCUACACACCACGCAGGAUCCGACAACAUUACUCCGAGACCUGAGUCUCCUGGAUAAGGAGAGCGUGCCCGCCGUUCUGCGCAUGAGCCGCGGCGAACUGAUUGACCACCGCGAGUGCCUCCAUGAACGAAUCUUUGCCAAAGCGCACGCUUGGCCGGACUCCGAAGCCCUUCACGGGUGGGACGCGCGGUACACCUACGAGGAGCUUCGGAGCCUGGUCUGGCGCCUGGCCUCGCGGCUCGCGCCCUUGCUACCCUGCAAGCCAGGGCAGAUUGUCCCCAUCUGCUACCCUAAGUCUGCCGCGGCCGUCGUGGCUAUGCUGAGCAUCCUGACAGCAGGCCACGCCUUCCUCCUGCUGGACCCCGCACUACCACCGCAGCGCAUCCGGUAUAUGAUCCAGGCGGCCAAGGCGGACCGCGUGCUCUGCACGUCUGCAACCCACCAUCUGGUGGCUGACAUCGGACCCCUUGUGGUCAAUUUCCAGAGCAUCUGGGACACUCCGUCCGUGGCGCCGGACGACGGUUUCUUCGAGCUGCAGACGUCGCCAGACCGCCCGGCCUACUGCAUCUUCACCUCCGGGUCAACGGGGGCCCCCAAGGGAGUGGUCCUGCUCCACCGACAGGUCACCAGCGGGCUCGAAAGUCAGAUCGCAGCCGGGCUUUACAAGCGCCAAUCUCGCCUGCUGCAGUUCGCAAGCUACAGCUUUGAUACGUGCAUUGCCGACAUCUUCGCGACCCUCCUGAGUGGGGGUUGCAUCUGCGUCCCACAAGAUGAGGACCGUCUGUUACGGCUAGCCGACAAUAUCAACGCAUUUGCCGCCACGGCCGUCGACCUGACGCCAUCCGUUGCCAGGAUGCUCCAACCGCACGAGGUGCCCGAUUUGCAAGUGCUGCGCCUUGGGGGUGAGCCGAUGCAUCAAUAUCACGUCCAGACCUGGGCGAAUCGCUGCAAUCUCCAGAACACCUACGGUCCCACCGAAUGUUGCGUGCAGUGCACGUUCGUUGACCGGGUGCCCCAAUUCUUGUCGCCAGCUGUCAUCGGCAAGAGCAUUGGGUGUCAUCUCUGGGUUGUUGACCCGCAAAAUCACAAGUUUCUCAUGCCGCUGGGUAUGGUGGGCGAACUGGCAAUUCAGGGUCCCGCGGUGGCUAAUGGCUAUAUCAACAACCCGGCCAAGACGGAGGCGCUGUUUCUCCCCAGUGCCCCGUGGCUCGAGACCUAUGGUAUUGAUUGUCUUUAUCUUUACCCGGUCUACUUGACAGGCGAUUUGGUUCGAUUUAACGAGCAGGGCGACCUAGUCUUUCUCGGCCGCAGGGAUAGCCAGAUCAAGAUCCGGGGCCAGCGCGUCGAGCCGGAAGAAAUCGAGCACGUCCUACAGCAGGAUGAGAGGACGGACCAAGCUCUGGUUUGCUAUCCCACCACAGGCGUGCUCGCGAUGCAACUGGUCGCUAUCCUUGAGCCCUCCCCUGCCGCCGCCAGACUGUGCGCGCAAGAUCAGCCGGGGGCGUGGAUGGAGCCCAUCGCCCGUAAGGCUGCCGAGUUCUUGCCACUGCACAUGGUGCCCGCUGUGUUUCUAGCAGCCGACCAGAGCUUAUUGAUGUCAUCCGGCAAAUUGGACCGUCGCAGGGUACAGACAUGGCUGGAACGGCUGGCGCUGGAGGAGCUCGAAGCCUUGCAUUUGUAUCAUCCCGCCUCAGCGAGGCCACACGAUGCGAAGUCCACCGAAACAGCCGCCGACCUGCCCGACGCCCUGACAGCACCCAUACUCAACCAAAUCCAGUCCCUUCUCGCAUGGAGAUCGCAUAUCGGUCCUCAAUCCGCCACAAAUCGUUCCCUUGUGCAUUCCUUCUCUCGUAUUGGGCUGGAUUCAAUCACCAUUAUUCCGUUCCUCCGGUGGAUCAACCAGACCCACUCCGUCCACUUGGACGUGCCCAGUCUUCUGCAUCUUGAUAGCGUGCAGGGACUCGUCUCCUAUCUCAGAAGUCAGCAGGCAAGCCUCCCGGCCAAGCAGAAGAAGCGCAGCGAUGAGAGGACGGAGGAUCCCGAGACCUUCGAAUCCAUGAUCCGUCAAGGGGUGGACCGGCUCUGCCAGAAGAAGCAUCCUAUUCCCCGCCGCGUGUUAUUGACCGGGGGCACCAGCCUUGUCGGAUUAAACAUUCUCACCCGCCUGCUCGAACGCUUUCCACGGACGCGGGUUGUGGUCCUAGUGCGCUGUAACACGGCCCACGAGGGUAAGGCCCGGCUUGUCGAGCGCGCCAGCCUCUUGCGGUCCUGGCGCCGCGACUUUACUCCCCGAAUCGAGGUUUGGCCCGGCGAUCUGAGCGCGACGCGGCUGGGGCUACUGCCGGCGCAAUGGGACGCGCAGCUGGGCGGACGAGGGGGUAACGCAACCAACUACGUAGACGCAGUUAUCCACAACGGGGCUGCGGUCGACUGGUUCGCGAACUUUGCGACACUUCAGGCAACGAACAUUGACGCGACGCUGCAGCUUGCGGAAUGCGUGCGAGACGCCGCCACUAUCACUCGACUUGUGUAUGUGUCCGGUGGGCCACAGUGGAUGCCAGACGAACCCGACACUGCGGCGUUGGAGCCGGUGACGGGGGAAAGCUCGGUGCAGCACCUCCACUCCAGCCUCGCCCAGUCCAACGCCUACGGGCGUACGAAGCUGAUCACCGGGGCAAUACUGCAACGCGCCGCCGCCCGCAGCAUGGAUCUAGCCGGCAAGGUGGCCGUGCUCCGCCCAGCACUUAUUAUCGGUGCUGCUGCCGAUGGGGUGGUCAACAUGGACGACUUCCUCUGGCGCGUGGUCCGCGGCUGCUGUGCCCUAGGGGCAUUUCCACGCGAGGACCCGGCGGAAGACUGGAUCUACCUCUGCGGCGCGGACUACUUUGCCAACCUGAUCAUCUCCCGGCUGACGGCCGUGCCGCGCCCCGGGGAGAUUAAGGUCCUUGCCGGCCUGACAGCCAGUCGCUUUUGGGCCAUCGUGCAGCAGGAACUUGGGGUCUCUAUGGAGGCCUUGGACGUCCCGACCUGGUUACACCGGCUGAAACGGAGCAUUGCCACGCAGACCACUCAUCACCAUUCCGCUACUGAAGUCCAUCCCUGUCAGCCGAUUCUGCAUAUGCUUGAGAGCUCCUCAUCUGGCCCGCUGGGCGCGGCCCGGCCUCGAAUCUGUGCGGAUACAGAACGGCGUCGCCGGAUGGAGGCGGAAGCGGCCCGCGUGGUGACGAUGAAUGUGCGGUACAUGCACAAGAUCGGCUCCUUCUCUACUGCUGAGGAGGCCUGGUCGGAUCAGGUUUUCCACCGAAAUAAAACACGGUAG